Molecule: messenger RNA, 4828 nt
Organism: Hyposmocoma kahamanoa
Lineage: Eukaryota; Metazoa; Arthropoda; Insecta; Lepidoptera; Cosmopterigidae
Gene: B52
Product: serine-arginine protein 55
Exons: 10
Coding region: 140-1222 (360 amino acids)
Biological process (GO): alternative mRNA splicing, via spliceosome; mRNA splice site recognition
Cellular component (GO): ribonucleoprotein complex; nucleus; cytoplasm
Molecular function (GO): mRNA binding
Source: RefSeq, a predicted model, not a curated record
GAGGAAAGAGAGUUGAAUGCGACCGCGUGCUCAUUUUAAAGAUUGUGUAGCAUAUUUGCGUUGACUGUGUAAUUCAAGUAAAUACGUAUUUCUCUGUGCCGAUUUAAUAGUUACAAGUCUACACGUUGUAGAUACGAAGAUGGUGGGAUCUAGAGUGUAUGUCGGCGGUCUUCCAUUUGGGGUUAGAGACAGAGAUCUAGAGAAGUUUUUCAAGGGCUUCGGAAGGAUUAGAGACAUAUUGAUCAAGAAUGGAUAUGGAUUUGUGGAAUUCGAAGAUUAUCGAGACGCCGAUGAUGCUGUGUAUGAGUUGAAUGGAAAAGAACUCUUAGGGGAAAGGGUGGUGGUGGAGCCGGCCCGAGGCAUCGACCGCAGCGCAGACCGCUACCGUCGCGACCGCUACUACGAGCGCGACCGCGGCCGGUCGCGAUACGAAGACUACAGCUAUAGAUAUGGUCCGCCGACGAGAACGGAUUAUCGGCUGAUCGUCGAAAAUCUGUCUAGCCGCAUAAGCUGGCAGGAUCUGAAGGACUACAUGCGUCAAGCAGGAGAAGUAACCUAUGCUGACGCUCAUAAGCAACAUCGUAAUGAGGGUGUUGUCGAGUUUGCAACCCAUUCGGACAUGCGUGCGGCAAUUGAGAAGCUAGACGGCACGGAAUUGAACGGACGGCGCGUCCGACUAGUCGAAGAUCGCCGGUCAUCGCGUCGUCGCUCGCGCUCAUCUUCGAGCCGCUCACGCAGCCGCUCUCGCGACCGACGCCGCAGCCGUUCUAGGUCCCGACAUUCGUCGCGAAGCCGUUCACGUUCGAAGUCGCGCCCUAAGAGCAAGAGCUUGGCGCCCAAAUCGCGCUCGCGCUCUCGUUCCAAGGAUCGCAGCCGUUCCAAGUCCCGUUCGAGAUCGGCCUCCAAUCAUUCACGCAGGGAACGGUCGGCGUCGCGCAAAUCCGCUGACCGCAAUGGACACCGCUCUGCUUCUCGCUCUAAGUCCAGGUCUAAAUCCCGCUCGCCGCAAGAGUCCAAGGAGAGAUCACGUUCUCGAAGCAAGGAGGCAUCCCCUAAGCGCGAGGACGAGCGUCACGUCAGCAAGUCGCGUUCGCGUUCUCGCUCUCGCUCUCGCAGCGGUGGGCGCAGCGCCUCGCGCGAGCGUUCGGGCUCCCGCUCCCGUUCAGCAUCGCCUCGACAAAAUGGCGACGCGCAAGAGCGCUCUCCCCGUAGCGCGGAUUAGGGCAGGCCUUUGUUAUUUGUUUUUCGGAUUCCUAUCUGGUGGGUGAGGUAAGUUCAUGUUAUGUUUAGUGGGUAAUGGAGUGUUCUUGAAUAAGAAAAAUUUUAGGAAUAUGAAAAAUGUAUGCUAAAUUUAAAUGAUUCCUUCCUUUGGGACAAAAUUUGUCAGUUUUUAUGAAAUAUUGCUUGCCCUAUUGUGUAAAUCGCAAAAGUAACCAUGGGUAUAAUUUGAAAGACCAAAAUAUCUAUAAUAAUACAGUAGUAACUCUUGUAUUUCGUUGCGCGUAUUGGGAUUCGUACUGAAUUUAGCAACAUUAUAUACAAAUUGGUUAGUCGAUCCGAAAGUCAAGUAUCCGAACACAGAAUAGAGGGGUAACAAAAUAUUGCAACCCAACAAACAUGAACUACAGAGAAUCCGUGAAUCAAAUAAUACUGAACUGUUAUCGUCACGUCAGCAAGAAAAAUGUGUAAUUAAUUAUUAUGCUAGAUUACUAAAGUAGUUUCCAGGAACAUAGAAUUUAGAUAACGUACCAUAUAUUUUCACCUUGGAGAGUUGUCAGAUGAUUAUUUCACACACCUUUAAUUGUAGCACAUUAAUUAUAUUCAAGAACAUUGUAUUUUAAUAACAACCAAACAUGUGUAGUUCUUGCAAAUCUCUUAUCAAAGAGUCCUUUAUUUGUAACACUGAAAUUCUACAACUUUAUUUCUAACACUGAAAUUGUACAAUACUUUACAACUUGAGUUUGUGGUUACACAAUUUGUACUAAUAAAUCGACAGUGUAAUAAUAUGUCUUGUUACUAUUUCAUAAUGUGGUGUUUGAAUUAUAGUUUUUCAGUAGCCAGUAAAGAAAAUUACAUCGUUUCAUAAGAUGCAUGGUAUAUGAUCUCCUAAUAGUAUUCAGCAUAUAUAUACAAUUUUAUAUUCUCUUAAGUAGAAGGAAAAAAAAGAAAUAUCACAGCAUUGUAAUGGUGGCAACAAAAUUGUAUUAGUAAUAAUGAUUUGCGUUUUAAUAAGUAAUCUAUGUGACGUUCGUAUCGUAUCGAUUUGGUAAUGAUGUCAAAGUAAAUGUUUAGUGUACACACUUAAUCUUUGUAUUUAGUAUUUAGUGUAUUCAAGCUACGCAUGCUAGUAUAUUAUUCACUGGCUAGAAAUAUAUGGUUAAACCAAUGUUGUAGUUAGGUACAUAUAGGUAAGUUGUAUUGCAGCCGUAAACACUACAGUUUAAGUGGACGACAUCCUCUAAACAUUGAUUUUACACUUCCAUGACGUUAAAAAAAUGCAUUUUUUUUUAUUAAAAAAAUAAGUUUAUCUUGGGCCUUUUCAAGUUCGUUCGUUCGUAGUCUUCGUAGUCCCUGUCUGAACAGGGAAUUCCAAUCCAUAGCCGUUCGCCUUAUAAGUGUGGAAGCAAAACGCAUCUUGCGAAUACUUAUAAUAUCCAUAAUAUAGGGGUCGUGGAUAUGCCAACUGUUUUUAUCAUUUUUUAAUAUUAGGUGUUAAUUCACUUAGUUUGUUUGUAAAUGUCGACGAGACCCCAACCUUCAAUUUUGCAUUAAAAUCUUAAUUUUCGAGUUUUUGUGAGUUGACAACUUAUUGCUUAUCAGCAUGCAUUUUUUCGCCUUAAAUUAUAUACUUUAAUUUAAGGCGAACGUAACCGUAACCUCCGUAUAUAUGGUUACAUGAAUACAGGACGUUUCAAGAUAAUAGGUAAUUUUUAUCAAUAAAUUGUACACUGUAUAUGCAUGCAUUUUAUUGUUAAUGUGUAUUUACACUUGUGCGUUUCUGCUUGUUCUUUAAAUGUUUUAAGGCUGUUUUCUGUGCGUUCUAUACUGCACAUUGAAAACGCAAGCGUAAUGUCACAUGUUAUGUGAGUAGGGAAGCGUGUUUCCAGCGUGUCUAUUUCAAGUGUGACUUCGAGUUUUUAAAAAUUUUUCUAGACAAAAAAAAAACGUUAGGUCUGUUCUUGUCGCAAAAAAGUAUAUUUAGUCGGUGGGUUAAAGAUAUUAUCAAGAAUACGAAAAAAAAAACAAAUCAACUAAAUGAGAGAACGGUCUUAAUUUUUGAUACCAGCAAAAGCUAGCUUUUUAGCCAAAGCUCAUUAAAUAAAAUUAAUAAUAACAAGAAUAAAUGGUAGAAGGAUUCGUUUUGACUAGUGUUACGUCAUGGAAAAACUUUCCACUUUGGAAAGUCCUAAUUUCCAGAAAAAUAUAGAGUCGAAGCGUCGUGUCGCGUCCUGUUUUUCAACUACAACAACUGGCGACGCGCAUUAGUGCGCCUGGAUCACAGUUUUGUCGGCGUUAGACGCCUCACUGCGCUCAAGUAACGCGCGGCGAAGCCGCUCGACGGCAACUGUGUGUCGACGCUUGACUCCAUAUUUGCAUAAACAAAUUUGUACCUUAAUAUUGGGAAAAUAGAGAAGAAUGUGCUAUAGGCGAAAAACAUGACGCGUCGCGACGCUUUGCCUCUGCGCCAGUGUGAGUUGAGCCAUAAGGUCAACCGCCAACAACAAGUAAAAAUGACUAUCUAGUCAAGUAGUUUUACUUGACGUUAGCGGAAUCGUUAUUUCGCCGGGGCCAUAACAUAACAAUUACAAGAACUUAUAAGAACGUGGGAAAAUAAGCCAAGCAAGGUCGUUUAUUGGUGGUCAUACUAGCAUGUCAUACUGAUACGACCAAUAAGAAUUAUUUGUAUUAGUGCCCAUAUUUUAGUCACGCGUUAACACAGAAAAUUACAUUUAACAAUGUAUUUAGUGGAAAACGAAUCUUCGUAUUAUAUUUUUUUCAAAUUUUCAGUAAUUUUUCCUGGACAAUUACCCAACCCUAAGUGUGACUAGUACGGAAAACAAAAUUUUAAACGAUUCAAUUUACAUAUAAACGCUAUGUGAAAUAGUUGGUUUAAAGGGGGGUUCGUUUCUUGCAUUGCAGUCCGCUGCGUAAUGCAGGAUUAUGAAUGUAGUAGCGUGCAAGCCAUCCUGCAAGACUAUACGUGGGCCAUAUGCAAGAUAGUGUGAUGGAACAAGCAGUCUCCUGCCUGCGGCCGUUUUAGAUAGUUUGCUCACUUCAUGCUUUAAACGCGUCAUAGUCGGUUUCUGUACUUUCGCAAGUUAUCUGUAUUUAGCCUCAAGUUAAGGCUGCAAUAUAAGCUAUAGAUGACGGUGAAUUGGACAAUUAUCUUUUCCAAAAAAUUUCGCAAAAAUGUUUCACUGCCAUAACUUGUCCACUCUAUAUAAUUUUUCCUCCUUAACAGAGGGAUCUACUCCCAUUCUCCGUUCCAAACAAUUACUAUCGUCAAUAAUAGUAAUACUCGCCCAUAUCAAGAGACAAUGUCAAGUAUGAAGCUUCAUUCGCGUCAUGCGUCUUUUAAUUUGGUCGAUUAUUUAUAAGUAAUACUCUACCAAAUUAACAGUAAUUGUUUCGGACGGAGAAGUGGAGUAAACCCCUUAUACCGUCAACGAAAUAUAAUUUAGAGCGUUCAUUUCAUAAUAUCUUUAAACAAACUAGCGAGAAAUUCUAGGAAUUUGGCUGCAAUUAUUUAAUUUUUCUGAGUGUAAUCAGAUUUAAACUUGGUGCAGUGAUUCUCGAGAUUGCAAAAUGGUGCCUCUAGUAUCAACUU